AUGUUGCUUACAAUUAUUCUUUUAACAAUAAUUAUUUGUCUUUUAUUAACAUAUGUUCUUAUAUUGCUUAAUCGAUAUCAAUAUUUUAAACAACGAAAUAUUCCGACACCACCGUAUCGAUUUUUUUUUGGUCACUUGAAAACACUAUGGAAUGCCCAGUUAAAGUCCAAACAACUUCAGGAAUGGACCAAAAUAUAUGGCAAAAUUUAUAGUUUAUUUGAAGGCUCAACACCCGUCUAUGUCGUGUCGGAUGUGAAUCUUUUACAAGAGAUAUUUAUAAAACAAAUUUCGAAUUUUAAUGCACGAAAAUUAACGUUAACUCCGAUACCUCCGACGAGUCCUCAUGCAUCACUACUUAUUACAGGUGGUAACACAUGGAAACGACAACGACAAGUAACAAAUCCAACGUUUACUACGACAAAAUUAAAACAAAUGUCAGCAUUGAUUAAGGACUGUGUUGACGCUUUUAUGAGUAAAUUACCACGGCAUUGUGACUCCGGAGAAGAAUUUAAUAUUUAUGCUCUAUACAAACGUAUGACAAUGGAUGUUAUUUUUCGUUGUGCAUUUGCAGUUGAUACCGAUAUGCAAACCGAUACAGAAAAUAUUUAUUUAAAACGUGCAAACAACUAUUUUUCACCAGAAUAUAACAGAUUACCAAUAUUAAAACUUCGAUUUCUUAUAGCUGAAAUAGAUUCAUUUUUAUGUGCAAUGUUAGAUAAAAUAAACCUUGUUAAACGAAAAUUAAAAAGUUUAAUUUCAUCAAUUCACGAUGAUGAUAGAUCACGGCUUUACAGUCGUAUAGAAGAUGUAAUUAAAAUGCGAUCAGAUAAAGCUAAACAGCGCGUUGAUCUUUUGCAGCUAUUGCUAGAUGCACAAAAAAUACGGUAA
Messenger RNA from Didymodactylos carnosus, 888 nucleotides. Lineage: Eukaryota; Metazoa; Rotifera; Eurotatoria; Philodinida; Philodinidae. The record is from the annotation of a GenBank genome assembly.